AUGCAAAAACUACCGAAACUCCACCUGGCUAGUAUUUAUGGCAACGGAUUGAGCCACUUUCAAUGGUCCCACGUAUCAACGAUGCCAACAAGGGAUUUUAUCAGAAACCUACCGCCUUGCAUAUCAUCCCCGUCGGUGAGAAAACCUACCAGCAUCAAAUAUGACAAAAUAUCGAAGACUUUAUCACAAGCACCAUCGCCAUUCGAGUUUGACGAUCGAGAGCCGAGACCUAUAACUGCUCAACCUAGAAGACCAGUAAUGGGCGUUCCUCUACGCGUCCUUGAUAAAGACAGGGUGAUUUAUAUGCAAACCUGGGCCAACCAACCUAGAUAUACACAGCCCAUGUUGACACUGGGGUCCGGUUGGAAUAUUCAACAUUCGAAGAAAUUCUCAACUUGCGCUCUCGUUGAAUCUAAAAUUAAAAAACGGAGAAGCAAUAUCAAGCUGUUUGUGAGAUUUGACUCCAAUUCUUCUAAAACUCCAAAGACGCCCCCUUCAGCUGGAAAAGAGUCCUGUUCCGCUGCAAAAGCAACCCCUGCAGCUCCAAAAGCGACCCCUGCCGCUCCAAAAGCGACCCCUGUCGUUACAAAAGCGUCCUCUGCAGCUACCGAAAAGGCUGCAUCUGGUCCAGCAAUGAGUGCUGCUGGUCCUAAAAAACCCGCCGUCGUCGCCGGAGGUGGUGCCCAAGGUCGAAUAAUCGCCGUGAUUGGCGCUGUAGUGGAUGUCCAGUUCGACACGCAUCUCCCUCCGAUCCUGAACGCUUUGGAGGUACCAGGGCGAACUCCUCGUCUCAUCCUAGAAGUCUCCCAACAUCUUGGAGAAAGUGCUUGUAGAUGCAUCGCCAUGGACGGUACCGAAGGCCUGGUCAGGGGUCAGGCUAUAGUGGACACGGGGGCGCCUAUCACCAUUCCGGUUGGUGAGAAGACCCUUGGUCGUAUCAUUAACGUUAUUGGCGAACCUAUUGAUGAGCGUGGUCCAAUAGACACGGAUGAGUUUGCAGCGAUACACGCAGACGCUCCUCCCUUCGUGGAGAUGUCAGUCGAACAGGAGAUUCUGGCAACAGGAAUCAAGGUUGUGGAUCUACUGGCUCCGUACGUCAAAGGUGGCAAGAUUGGUCUUUUCGGAGGCGCUGGAGUCGGGAAGACUGUACUUAUCAUGGAGCUUAUAAACAACGUUGCCAAAGCUCACGGCGGUUUCUCUGUAUUCGCUGGUGUCGGCGAGAGAACGCGAGAAGGGAAUGAUCUGUACAACGAAAUGAAGAUAGGUGGAGUUAUUAAAGAUGAUUAUAAAACGUCCAAGGUGGCGCUAGUAUACGGGCAGAUGAACGAGCCGCCAGGCGCGAGGGCUCGCGUGGCCCUCACUGGGCUUACAGUAGCCGAACACUUCAGAGACAAAGAGGGACAGGACGUGUUGCUGUUUAUCGAUAAUAUAUUCCGGUUUACACAGGCUGGGUCUGAGGUAUCGGCCUUGCUGGGCCGUAUUCCAUCAGCCGUGGGCUACCAGCCGACGUUGGCUACCGACAUGGGAACGAUGCAGGAGAGGAUCACCACUACGAAGAGUGGCUCCAUAACCAGCGUACAGGCAGUAUACGUACCAGCGGAUGACCUGACAGAUCCCGCUCCAGCUACAACCUUCGCCCAUUUGGACGCUACCACGGUACUGUCUCGUGCUAUCGCGGAACUAGGAGUGUACCCUGCAGUAGAUCCUUUGGAUUCCACUUCAAGGGUCAUGGACCCUAAUAUCAUUGGACCUGAGCACUACGGAGUCGCUAGAGGCGUGCAGAAGAUUUUGCAGGAUUACAAAUCCCUGCAAGACAUCAUCGCUAUCCUGGGCAUGGACGAGUUGUCAGAAGAUGACAAGCUGACAGUGGCACGAGCUCGGAAGAUACAGCGGUUCCUGUCACAACCCUUCCAGGUAGCUGAAGUGUUCACCGGCCAUAUUGGAAAGCUGGUGAAAUUGGAGCAAACUAUCAAAGGUUUCAAAAGGAUUCUUGUUGGAGAAAUGGACCAUAUUCCCGAAGCCGCAUUCUACAUGGUCGGAACCAUUGAAGACGUUAUAGCGAAGUCUGAAGCACUAGCUAAAAGUCUCUAA
Spodoptera exigua (beet armyworm) is the source of this 2091-nucleotide messenger RNA. The record is from the annotation of a GenBank genome assembly. NCBI's taxonomy places the organism in Eukaryota, Metazoa, Arthropoda, Insecta, Lepidoptera, Noctuidae.